UUUCCCUUAUUUUUCUGUAAUGGCGGAGCACGUAGAGGGAGACGGUGUUGGAUUGAACGACAACAGGAUGACACAGCAGCAAACGUUGCGUUUCCGUGGCCCCGCCCCCGCUCCCAACCCCGUGAUGCGUGGCCCCCCGCCACUGAUGAGACCCCCUCCUCCCCCCUUUGCCAUGAUGAGGGGCCCGCCGCCUCCGCCGCGCCCGCCUUUCGGACGUCCGCCCUUUGACCCUAGCAUGCCACCCAUCCCCCCACCCGGAGGCAUACCCCCACCACUUGGACCCCCACACCUACAGAGGCCACCGUUCAUGCCACCGCCGAUGGGCAGCAUGCCCCCUCCGCCGGGCAUGAUGUUCCCCCCGGGAAUGCCGCCCGUGCCCACCCCUGGCACCCCCGCCCUGCCUCCCACCGAGGAGAUUUGGGUGGAGAACAAGACGCCGGAAGGAAAGGUGUACUACUACAACGCGCGGACGCGGGAGUCGGCCUGGAGCAAGCCGGACGGAGUGAAGGUGAUCCAGCAGUCGGAGCUCAACCCCUUGAUGGUGACCCAGGCGGCGGCGGCUGCAGCCUCCUCCGCCAGCCUGCCGGCGGCCAGCACGGCGGCCUCCCCCAUCUCCACCCAGGCCCCCUCCCCCGGCCUCACCGCGAGCCCCACCUCCAGCACCACCUCCUCCCCGGCUAUGUCCCAGCCCAUCUCCACCCCGGCAGUGGCGGAGAUGGCGCCCGUGGUGACCUCCCCCUCCAGCGUGGGAGUGGCCCCCGUGCCGGCCGUCAGCAUCCCCGCGGCGACGGCCACCGUGACGCCGGUGCAGGCGCUGCCACAGACGCUGCCGCAGAGCCUCCCGGCGGCCCUGCCCCACGCCGUGCCGCAGCCCGCCGCCUCCAUCCCCGCCUUCCCGCCCGUCAUGGUGCCGCCCUUCCGAGUGCCUCUGCCAGGCAUGCCCAUCCCGCUGCCCGGUGUAGCAAUGAUGCAGAUAGUCAGCUGUCCCUAUAUAAAGACAAUCGCUCCCAACAAGAACGGGUUGUUGCCAGGGAUGGCCCCUCCCCUAGUUCCCAUGAUGCACCCGCAGAUGGCCAUCGCAGCGGCGCCCGCCGCGCUCUCCGGAGCCCUGUCGCUCUCAGAGUGGUCUGAGUACAAGACUGCCGACGGGAAGACCUACUACUACAACAACCGCACGCUGGAGUCCACCUGGGACAAGCCGGACGAUCUGAAGGAGAAAGAUAAGGAUGUGGAGAAGGGAAAGGACUCCAAGCUCUCCAUGGAAGACACUGAGCUCAUGGACAUGGAGGAUGGGGAGCCCAAAGUGGAGCCUUCCAAGGAGAUCAAAGAGGAGCUCAAGGAGGAGGAGAUGACAGAAGAGGAGAGAGCCGCUCAGAAAGCCAAACCGGUGGCCACCACCCCCAUCCCAGGGACGCCCUGGUGCGUCGUGUGGACUGGUGACGACCGCGUCUUCUUCUACAACCCCACCACCCGCCUGUCCAUGUGGGAGCGGCCGGAGGAGCUGGUGGGCCGGGCCGACGUCGACAAGAGCAUCCAAGAGCCGCCCCACAAGAAGGGCUUAGAGGACAGCCGUAAACUGGGCAUCAGCAAAGAGGAGCUGGAAGCAGCUGCAGAGGAAGCUCUAGAAGACGAGCCGAUCAAGGCUAAGAAGAGAAAGAAGGACGAAGUCAAAGAGGUGGACUCGGAAAAAGAGGCGGCCAUGGAAGCGGAGAUCAAGGCUGCCCGAGAGAGGGCAGUCGUGCCCCUGGAGGCGCGAAUGAAACAGUUCAGGGACAUGCUGCUGGAGAGAGGGGUCUCAGCCUUCUCAACGUGGGAAAAAGAGUUGCAUAAGAUAGUGUUUGAUCCACGAUAUCUGCUGCUUAACCCUAAGGAGAGAAAGCAGGUGUUUGACCAGUAUGUGAAGACCAGGGCAGAGGAGGAGAGGAAGGAGAAGAAAAAUAAGAUCAUGCAGGCCAAGGAGGAAUUCAGGAAGAUGAUGGAGGAGGCCAAGCUGAACAUCAGGACGACGUUCAGCGAGUUUGCCUCAAAGCACAGCAAGGACUCGCGCUUUAAGGCCAUCGAGAAGAUGAAGGACCGGGAGGCGAUUUUCACAGAAUUCAUGAAUGCACUCAGGAAGAAGGAGAAGGAGGACUCCAAGAGCAGAGGAGAGAAGGUGAAGCAGGACUUCUUCGAGCUGCUCUCCGACCACCACGUCGACGGUCAGCUGCGCUGGAGCAAAGUGAAGGACAAGCUGGAGAGCGACCCCCGCUACAAGGCCGUGGAGAGCUCGGCCAUGAGAGAGGAGCUCUUCAAGCAGUUUGUGGACAAGCAGGCCAAGAACCUGGACUCGGAGAAGGAGAAGGAGCUGGAGCGGCAGGCCCGGGUGGAGGCCAGCCUGCGGGAGCGGGAGAGGGAGGUGCAGAAGGCCCGCUCCGAGCAGACCAAGGAGAUCGACCGCGAGCGCGAGCAGCACAAACGCGAGGAGGCCGUGCAGCACUUCAGGGCUUUAAUGUCCGACAUGGUGCGGUCGUCGGACGCCUCGUGGUCAGACACGCGGCGGAACCUGCGGAAGGACCACCGCUGGGAGUCGGCCUCGCUGCUGGAGCGGGACGAGAAGGAGAAGCUCUUCAACGAGCACAUCGAGGCGCUGGCCAAGAAGAAGAAGGAGCACUUCCGCCAGCUGCUGGACGAGACCACCUCGAUCACGCUAACGACGACAUGGAAGGAGGUGAAAAAGACCAUCAAAGAAGACCCUCGCUGUAUCAAGUUCUCUAGCAGCGACCGGAAAAAGCAAAGGGAGUUUGAAGACUACAUCAAAGACAAGUACAUCACAGCCAAAGCAGACUUCAGAACACUUCUAAAAGAGACAAAGUUCAUCACAUACAGAUCCCGGAAGUUGAUACAGGAGUCGGACCAGCACCUCAAAGACAUUGAAAAGGUCCUGCAGAACGAUAAGCGGUACCUGGUCCUGGAGUGCGUUCCCGAGGAGCGGCGUAAGCUCAUCAUGUCCUACAUCGAGGACCUGGACCGCAGGGGUCCGCCGCCACCCCCCACCGCUUCGGAACCCACGCGCCGCUCCACCAAGUAACGGAGACCCCACCCCCCCCACGGCCCGGGAGCCCCUGCAUGAGCCAAUCAGCAGACAUGUCCUAGCACAGUAUUAACUGUAAUAUCGUGUCAUAACAUGGAGUAUCCUAGUCGCCAGCCACUGGGCUUCAAGGCCUGUGAACUCUUGAACCUAUGAACUCCGACGGUGGUCUCUGAGGGAUAUAUCCGUAUGCAUCUGUGGUUUAACUUGAUGGUUCUGCAACUUGUAAGAUACUUUUUUUUUAUAGAUGAUGAUUGAAUAUAUAUAUUUAAAUAUAUAUAUUCAGGUUGUACGUGUGACGGAGAUGGUUGUGCAAAUGGUGCCGACAGCCUUCUGAGAGUCGACAUGACAAUGAUACACAAUAGUUUGAAUGUUUAAAUGUUUCUAAAGUUGAGUUUAAUUUUGCCGUUGCUAUGUUUCUGUACAAGUUUACUGGAAUAAAGGCAACCUCCCACUCUUUUUUACAAGCAUGU
Molecule: messenger RNA, 3540 nt
Organism: Megalops cyprinoides (Indo-Pacific tarpon)
Lineage: Eukaryota; Metazoa; Chordata; Actinopteri; Elopiformes; Megalopidae
Product: transcription elongation regulator 1-like
Exons: 21
Coding region: 20-3067 (1015 amino acids)
Cellular component (GO): nucleus
Molecular function (GO): RNA polymerase binding; transcription coregulator activity
Source: RefSeq, a predicted model, not a curated record